Athene cunicularia (burrowing owl) is the source of this 4129-nucleotide messenger RNA. It is a transcript of the gene FAM161A, whose product is annotated as FAM161A, centrosomal protein. The transcript is spliced from 6 exons. Gene Ontology annotation, cellular component: photoreceptor connecting cilium; ciliary basal body; cilium. The coding region runs from base 87 to 2312 and encodes 741 amino acids. Lineage: Eukaryota; Metazoa; Chordata; Aves; Strigiformes; Strigidae. The record is from RefSeq and is a predicted model, not a curated record. Gene Ontology annotation, biological process: cilium organization.
GUUUUGAUUUGGAUUCAAAUACCGACAGAGAGCAGCAGACCCUCUCUCUAAAUGGAGACUGUGACAAGCUCAUAGACUUUUCCAAAAUGUGCAAUUCAAAUCAAGAAUAUUACUUGAAGCUAGAAGAGCUGAAGAAUGCCCACUUGGAGACCAUGGCAAAAUUAGAAAGUAUGUAUCAGAAUAAACUCUAUUUAAAAGGAGUACAACCCCUGGACAAGAAAAAUGCUGCUUCUAACAGGUGUUGUAGGCCAACUUGGGAAAAGAGCUCGUAUCAACCUCUAGAUUUGCACGAAUCCUUUUCAGACUCUGAUGUAAGCGAUCCCUUAGGCUUAAGCAUAUCUGAUGGGUCUGACAGAGAAUUAAUGUUUGAAGAAAAUGGUAGUGAAACGGGAUCAUCUGUAUUUGCUAAGCAACGGAUUGAAAAAAUGUGGGACGGGUUCUCUGUGGAAGACUACAUCUCUCACGCCAGACACAGCACACCAAGCUCACCAGCCUUCAGAAGGAUACAGAAGAAGGAGGCAUGGUCACCAAAAGUGACUGUGCCCAAGCCUUUCCAGAUGACUAUUAGAGAAGCUAGAAAAAAAGAACAGAAUGUCAAAUCAAAGUCACAGAUCGAAAUGGAAAAUAAUUUAUUGAAGAAGCAACUAGAGGAAGAAGCAGAGUGUCAGAAAAAAUUCCGAGCCAACCCAGUGCCCGCUACCGUUUUCCUUCCACUCUAUCGUGAAAUUGUGCAACGAAACGAAGAACGCAGGAGGUCUGUGAAAGAGAGAAGCAAACUCAAACUCUUGGCUUCUCAGAAGCCAUUUAAAUUCCUUGAACGAGAGAAGCAAAGGAGUGAAAUUAGGAAGAGGCAAUUAACAGACCUUUCCGUACCUGAAAAGAAAACAAACCUGUUCAAAGCAAAACCAGUUCCUAAAUGUGUUUAUAGUCCAGCAGUUAAUGACAAGCUAAAGGAGGAAGAGCUCUACAGAGAAAUCAGGAUCAGAAUGAGAGCUGAAGAGUUGCUGCGUAAUUCAUCUCUACCCAACAGCAGGCUGGCUUUAAAAGAUACCAGUAAAAAAAAGAAACACAAGGGCACUGAACCAAAGCAAACAGAACAUAAACCCAAGAUCAAAUCAAGUGUUCCAGAUUUUGAACGACUACACCAGAAAUUUCAGAAACAGUUCAUGCAACAAAGACAAGUGAAACACCUUACAGUCUGUGAACCUUUUGAUCUUUGUACCCCAUAUAUUCCCUCAAACAAGGAGAAGAUUUUGAAGGACAUUCAAGAAGAUGAAGAAAAGUUGAAAGAAACACGCUGGCCUUAUGCCUCACCAAGACGGAAACCUCAAAUAAGACAUUCAAGUGCAAAUUCACAUCUCUCGGGAUUUGGAGAAUCUAAAUUGCCAAAAAUCACAGAAUCUACAAGACGACGGCUACAAGCCAUAAGGAAUUCACUUGAGGAAAAGAGAAAUCUGGAAGAACAACAAAAAAGGAACAGAACAAAGCAGAAACAAAGAACGAAAAAACUCCAGAAAAUUGUAACAGCUCGGGCUGAGGCCAAUGACCCACAUCAGAGCCUAGCUCAGAUGUCUAAAUCCAAAUUAAAAACAUUCAGGAAUUAUGAAAAACAGAGAAUGCAAGAAUAUUUGCAAGAGUUGCAAGAAAUGGAAGAACGAGUAAAUCAAAGGCCAUUGCUUUUUGAAAGAGUCACUCAGAAAAAUGCCAGAAUAGCUGCAGAAAAGCGUUACUCUAACAGACUGAGAGCACUGGGGAUAUGCCCAGAGUUUGUUUCAAAGAAAGGACAAACAACUAAAUUGCUACAGGGCUCCUGUGCUGAAGAUUUUAGUAACUCCACUGAUGCCAGAGAAAGGGUCAGCAAGGCUAAAGUGAAAGAAAGAGAAUCCUUUGAGGAAGCAGCUGAUAGCAGUCCUUGGUCUGAGCAGUCCUGUGAGGAGGAGGAAGAGGAGGGAGAGAAGAGAAAAGGUGUCAAAACCUCUACCCAAGAUGGCCAGUCCGGUGAGCUGGAGGAUGAGGAAGAGUCAAGAGCCAGCCCUUACGCUCAUCAGCUUUGCUCUGCUGGGUCCAGCCCUGCCUCUGACCAGCAAUGUGAAGAGGAGGAGGAAGAGGAAGCAAAGACAGGUCUAAUGCUUGGCCAUUCCCAGGAGGGGGAUGAGGAUCAGUCAAGACCCAGCUCUCGGUCUAACCAGUCCCCUGAACCUAAAGAGGAAGGUCAGUCUGACUCUGAAGCUGAGGGUGCCUUCAGAUAUGAGGACGAGGAAUAUGAAAAUGAUGAUUCAGAAGAGAAACCCAGUGAGGAGGAAGCAGACUGAAAGGAAGGCAGACAGGAUGGCCCCGGUGCUCAGGAACCUAUUUUCAUUGCUGGCAGUGAAAUAGACACCAAAGACAAACUUGGGACUUUGCUAUGGAUACAAAAUUCUGUGAAUUUAAACCUCUUAGCUUAACAGUCUUUCCAGCACAGAAACGUCUGUUUUCCAGUAAGAAAGAUCAAGUUACUAAUUUCCACCAAGAGAAGAAUUUACUUUUAUAUAUAUCUUUUUUAGUCUUCUGUGACAUUAGCGCACCCUCUGAAAUGAAAUGAACUGCAGCCACUGCUGACUAACAGUGUCUUGCAUGCUGUCUUGGUAAGUACUGAGGUCUUACUUCCAGCUCCUUCUACGUGCUGACAAAGUCAGAUGAGAUUUUGGAGUAAUAAUUGGCCAUUAUUGGUGCCUCCUAGUCUCAAACAUUUCAGUACUUCUGGGGUCUGUUCCUGCAACAUCUAGGACAGCAAUGAAUAGACCAGAGCUUGUUGUGCAAGCUCUCUGAUUGUUUUUAGCAGAGCAUCUGCUAGGAAGACCACUUGAUGUACACUCAGACGAGACAGCCAAAUCUGUUCAGUUCCUCCUUCCUCCUCCUCCCAUGGGAUUUGUCUUCUGCCUACUUAAGUGAGCUGAAUCGACUCAGAGAUGGGUCAGAUGAGUGCCAGGGCCAAAAAGGAUUACUGCUUUUGGAGGAAGCAAGUUAUUAUAUCAACUCAAUUACUUUGUCCAACUAAAAUAUUGCAGUAUUGUUUGUAGUAGAACAGUAUUGCAGUCACUGAAGGCUCUCCCUGUAGAGGAAAAAAUGCUUAGAAUAUACUGAGAGGAUCCACUUAAAUUUUCACAGAGACUGUUAGCGCUUAAGUAAGGUAGAAGAGUAAGUCAGUAGAAUAAUAUGUUACACUACAGUUGUUACUGUACAACCAGGCUUCAAAACUCUUCCUUCAACGCCAUUUUGUUUUGAAGAGCUCUUCCCAUGGUCAUGUAAAAUCAAUCCUUCAUAACAUAAUAACAAGUGCUGACAAUAAUCUUUGAAUUUCUUUAUUGAGACAGUAAACAUACACUGUAAAGAUUCUUACUACAUCAGGUAAAAACAUAGCCCAGGAACUCUAGUUGCAUGAAAGUAUGGAAAGAAGGUCUUUAGUUUCUUACACACUUGCUACUGAGGACUUAAGCUACUACACAAGAAUGCAAAUGGUUUUUUGCAAUUGUUUGGUUUGUUUUUGUUUUUUUUUCUUAGUAGUAGUACCUUCUACUAUUACUAGCUUUCUUGCUAGCCUGUUGUAUGCAGUGUUAGGAGAGAUAAUAAAAGAAUGCAUCCACAUAAUGCACCACAAGCAAGGAUUUCAAACAAGCUUUGUCAGGACAGAGUAAAAUGCAGCAUUGCACAUGUGCUAAAAAUGCAUUCAUUGAAUGGUAAAUACAUUUGUUAAAAUACCAGGUUUGCAAAAGCAUCUGCAAUGACUAACAAUAACAAUUUUUAUUUUCUUCUAAGCUGCAUGCAAGGGCACUAACUCUUGUUAUUUCUUUCUUCUGAAUUUGAGAAAAUGUAACAAUAUUUGGAAGUUUUUUAUCAUUAUUGCUUUUAUUUAUUUGUGAAGUGUGAGCAUAUCUAAUGGGGAUUUGAAACAUCUUUUUACUUAAAUAAAAUAUUCAUUGUAUAUAUGUCAUACGUGAAAGUAUUAAUCAUUACUUCACGAGGACAACUAUAGUUUGCAAUCUCUAGUUAUACCUGACAAGACCACAAUACAAACUCAAGGUUAGUUUGCUCGUGCUUGUCAUUAUUCUGUAAUUCUGAAGAGUUGUACAAUAGGUUAUUGAAUUUGUAG